Messenger RNA from Hyaena hyaena (striped hyena), 3602 nucleotides. It is a transcript of the gene SPOCD1, whose product is annotated as SPOC domain containing 1. Gene Ontology annotation, cellular component: nucleus. NCBI's taxonomy places the organism in Eukaryota, Metazoa, Chordata, Mammalia, Carnivora, Hyaenidae. Gene Ontology annotation, biological process: DNA-templated transcription. The record is from RefSeq and is a predicted model, not a curated record.
AUGUCUCAGGAGGGGCUGCAGUGGGGCUCCCACACCAAGGACCUUGGCCUCAGCCCCAGUAGCUGGGGGCUUUUCUAGAAGGAUGUAGAAGAAGCCAGCUCCAUGUCAGGCUUGAUGCCAUACAUGCAAGGGGUGAACCCUGGGGCCUAUGCAGGGCUGGCACAGGAGAAGGCUCCCCUCAGGGAAAAGGCCCAUCAAGGUGCCAGUCCCCAGGCUGGGGGUGCUCCUGGGGCCAGCCUGGAGGUGGAGGCCCGCUUGAUGGUCCUGGAGCUGUGGGCCAUGGGCCAAAGCCAGGAUUGGGUGCCUGUCCCCGGGCUCCAUGUCCAGCUGCCCGUAGUGCCUGCUCAGGGGAGGGCUUGGGCCUGCAAGAGGCUCCAGGUUUGUCUGCACGACCUCUUAGCUGAAAGCUGGCCUGGGUAUCCUCGCAGCAUGUCUGUGGGUCUCCCGGGGAGAGCUGCGGUUGGCAGGGAGAGGCUGGUGGGCAGAGAGACAAGCCACCCCCCGCCAGGAGAGGCCAGAGGAGGCUGGAGUCCUCCAGGGUGUGAUGAAAGAAGCCCCACCCUCAGCAAAGAGGAGCCCCCCAAGGAGGCCCGCUCGGAGGGUGGGGAGGGGGCUGGCGGCUUCUUGUGGUUUGGUCAGAGCCCUGGUGGGGACGACCCCCAGUGCCUGGGAGGCCCCCCCGCACCAGGUGCUGACCUGGAGUCCCCGGGAGGCCUUUGUGGUCACCUCUCUCCCAAGGGCACCGGCCCUGGGCCCGGAGAUCCGGGUGGAAGUUGUGUGGGAUGUGUGUCAGGGUCUGAGAAGUUUGAACACGAGCCCACUGCGGGGAAUGGGGCCCAGCCAGUGAGCCUACUGCUCGAUGGAGGAGCGCCCCUGAGGCCAGCUGCCCGGGACCCUCCACAGAGCUCUGUGCGGAGCCUGGGAGUGUCUGGAAAGGCCUUCACCGAGGGGCAGGGAGCCGCAGUGGGAGCUGGCUGUGAUCAUGGCCCUGCCUCGCACGACCAGGAGGAGCUAGACGUCCAGGCCGAGCCGGAGCCCAGGGGCAGGCUGGGGCGAGGCAGCACCCCCGCCAACCCCCUCGAGCCUGCAGCCAGCAAAGCUCACUCAGGCCCGUCCAUGGGGCAGAGAAGAUCCAAGGGUGGUAGACGGCUGAGGAGAGGCCCAGUGCCCCGUGCCCAGCACCAGGGCACAGAUAACUGCAGCCAGGACCAGCCAGAGGGAUCCAGCCCGGGAGGCUUCCCCAGACUGGAGGAAAUGAAAAUGCCCCAUGGGGUGAAGCAUGUGUGUUAUCUUGGUUCCGGGGUGCUGAUCCGCCUCCUGGGGGCCAUCAGCUGUGGUCAGGCAGGGGGGCCACAGCACCCCAAGCUGGAGGCUCUGGAGAACAUGAUGGAGGUCAGUGUGGUCUCACCUGUCCCAAGGUCCAGAAGGAAGGAAAGGCCUGUGGCUCAUGGCCCCACUGGAUGCCAGGAGGGGGCUCCUGUCCCCUGUGCCAAAUGGCCGGGGUGAGGCGUCCCAGGGGAGCCUCAAGUGGAGGAGCCCGGGGAACAAGGGGAACAAGACCCGGGAGAGGACUCAGCUCAGCUUCAGCCCCAACAGGAGAAGCUAUCUCCGGAUAUCGGGGUACGGAGCACUGUGGUGCAUGCCAUGCAGGAGGUGCUGUGGAAUCGCCUGCAGGAGCUCCCAGACCUGGCGCUGAGUGAGGAGGCGGUGGAGGGCAUCGCUGCCGGCAUCGAGACAGCCCUCUUCGACCUGACCCAAGCCACCAACUGCCGCUACAAGACCAAGUACCGGAGCCUGCUGUUCAACCUGCGUGACCCCCGCAAUCCGGACCUGUUUCUCAAAGUGGUUCAGGGAGAUGUCACCCCCCACGGCCUGGUGCGGAUGAGCUCAACCCAACUGGCCCCCCAAGAGCUGGCCCGCUGGCGGGACCAGGAGGAGAAAAGGGGCCUGGAGAUCAUUGAGCAACAGCAGAAGGAGCCGUGCAGCCUCCCGGCCUUCAAACUGACCCACAAGGGUGAAGUCGAGAUCGUGCGGGACGUGGACCAGACGCUGACCCUAGAAGAUCUGAUGGGACCCAUGGUGUCCGUAGAUGGUAGCCCACUGGCCCUGCCUGCGACAUCAGAGGACACCACGAAGCAGCGAGAGGACACCACGGAGCAGCACGAGCACCAUUUCUUGGACCCCAGCUGCCACAUCUGCAUGGACUGGAAGCCCUCGUGUGAGCUGCCAGGCUCCUCCAAAGCCACUAGGAGGACAGGGGACAGUGUCCUCCAGAGAGCCCCGAGCCCAACCCUCGUGUCCUUGCCAGCGAUGCCCCAAACCAGGGAGAAGCCUCCCACGCAGCUCCAGGACAGGCCCCAGAUGCCUGCUGGGCCCACAAAGGCUCUGCCCAGCCCCCCGCCCUGGGAGGGAGCACUGGACAUGUUCUCCAUCAAGCGGUUCAGGGCCAAGGCCCAGCUGGUUUCUGGAAACAGCCGUCGGCUCCUUACGGCCCUGCCCGAGGUGAUCCGUUCGGCAGGCUGCAUCCCCUCCAAUACUGUCUGGGAGCUUUUGGCCAGCAUCUGCCCAGCGGAGGCCAAGGACAUCUGCGUGGUCAGGCUGUGCCCGCACGGGGCCCGGGACACCCAGAACUGCCGCCUGCUCUACUCCUACCUCAACAAUAAGCAGCGCCACGGCCUGGCGGCCGUGCAACACGUGGGCGUGGUCUUGCUGCCCCUGCCCGCCUUCCAGCCCCUGCCCACCAGACUGCGCCCUCUGGGAGGCCCCGGCCUGGAAGCCACUCACUCAAGCCUGGUGCUGGCUGUGCUGCUCCCCAAGGCAGGGCUCCCAGAUACAGCAGAGUCCAGACCUCUGUGGGGGAAGGUUCAGAAGAUGGUCUCCUUCAACAGAAAAGUGGAGAUGAGAUGCUACCAGCCAGAGCGCAGGAGUCCCGACGCGGCCCCGAAGGAGUCCCCUCCCCCACGGGGCACGCUGCAGCAGAGCCAGGGCAAGAGCAGCCUGGCUCCAAGGGGAAUCUGUGCUUGGCGGAGGCCACCCAGAGGCAGGGGGAGACUGCGGGGGGAGCCUGAGACCUGGCAGAGUGCAGGGCGCGGGCAGUGGGCCCCCAAGCCAGGCCAGUGCCAAUCCGGGCAUCCCUAUUCAGCAGUACCAUCUGGCCACGGCUGGCACCUCCAUAGGGCCUCCUGUCCCCACCAGGCCCUGCUCCAGCAUCUUGAAUCCCUGGUGUCCAUGAGCCACCAGCUCCAAGCCUCACUGAGGUCCCCAGGCCAGGAGACGCUUCCCUCAGCUCCUGCCCCGUCUCCUGCUGCCCCGGGAAUUCUUGGCCUACUGUGUCGGCUGCCUACAGCCAUAGAGACCCCUAGCCCAGCUCCUGACUCUUCGGGUACCCCAGAUGGAGCUGGCUCUGAGUGUUCCUUCCCCGGAGAGACCUGACCCCCGUUACCCACCGGAAGAGAGCCUUUGAUUCCUUCCCCAGGGCUGAAUCCUGAGCUGUUCCCGGGAGAGAGGGGCAGAGGAAGGGGAGGGUGGGCUAUUUUGAGUUUCCUCUUCUGCAGUCUGCUUGGUGUUGGUUUUUGGUUCAAUAAAGAGUUUGGCAAAGGUGA